Oreochromis aureus is the source of this 2998-nucleotide messenger RNA. It is a transcript of the gene pfkfb3, whose product is annotated as 6-phosphofructo-2-kinase/fructose-2,6-biphosphatase 3. Gene Ontology annotation, molecular function: 6-phosphofructo-2-kinase activity; ATP binding; fructose-2,6-bisphosphate 2-phosphatase activity. Gene Ontology annotation, cellular component: cytosol. The record is from RefSeq and is a predicted model, not a curated record. Gene Ontology annotation, biological process: fructose 2,6-bisphosphate metabolic process; fructose metabolic process. Bases 207 to 1781 code for a protein of 524 amino acids. Lineage: Eukaryota; Metazoa; Chordata; Actinopteri; Cichliformes; Cichlidae. The transcript has 14 exons.
GCCGCGCGGGCGGAGUUAAAUAGCGGAUGUGUGGCACAGGCCGGUAGAUUAAACCCGGCUCUGCACCGGUCAGUACGCUGAAUAGACUGAACGGAAGAACUACGCUCUAGUUUUACAUCGCCUCCGGCUCUUCGAAGUCUUUUCAUCGACGGGAUUUAAGCGUCUUAGUUCUCCUGUGUGCCGUGCAGUUCAUAAGGCCCAAAGGAAUGCCCAGAGAGCUCACCCAGAACAGGAUCCAAAAGAUCUGGGUUCCCACAAAGGAUGACAGGCGGAGAGGUGGUGCUCCCCACUUCGCCAACCCACCCACCGUCAUUGUCAUGGUGGGUCUGCCGGCUAGGGGCAAGACGUACAUGUCCAGGAAACUCACCCGCUACCUCAACUGGAUUGGCAUGCCCACCAAAGUCUUCAAUGUAGGAGAGUACCGCAGAGAAGCAGUGAAGAACUACAGCUCUUAUGACUUCUUCAAGCCUGACAAUGAGUGUGCCGUGAAAAUCAGGCAGCAGUGUGCCUUAGCAGCCUUGAGAGAUGUCAGGUCCUAUUUGAAGGACGAAGGUGGCCAAGUAGCGGUCUUUGAUGCUACCAACACAACAAGAGAAAGGCGAGACAUGAUCCUCAAGUUUGGGGAAGAGAAUGAUUUUAAGAUCUUCUUCAUCGAGUCUGUGUGCGACGAUCCGAGCGUCAUUGUGUCGAACAUCAUGGAAGUGAAGGUGUCCUGCCCGGACUACCGGGACUGUAACAAGACUGAAGCCAUGCUGGAUUUCCAGAAAAGGAUUGAAUGCUACAAAAAGAGCUACCAGCCUCUGGACCCAGAUCGAUACGAGAGGGAUCUCUCCUUCAUCAAGGUAAUCGAUGUGGGUCGCCGUUUUCUCGUCAAUCGCAUCCAGGAUCACAUUCAGAGCAAGAUCGUUUACUACUUAAUGAACAUCCACGUCCAGCCCCGAACCAUCUACCUGUGUCGGCACGGGGAGAGCACAGACAAUCUGAAGGGAAGGCUGGGGGGUGACGCUGGCCUCUCACCUCAUGGCAAACAGUUCUCAUCCGCCCUGGCUCGAUUUGUGGAGGAGCAGCAGCUGAAGGACCUGAAAGUCUGGACGAGCCAGCUGUGUCGCAGCAUCCAGACUGCCGAGCACCUCGGAGUCCCGUACGAGCAGUGGAAGGCUCUUAAUGAGAUUGAUGCAGGAGUCUGUGAGGAGAUGACGUACGAUGAAGUGAAGGAGAAAUUCCCUGAGGAGUUUGCACUGAGAGAUGAAGAUAAAUAUUAUUAUCGCUACCCUGCUGGAGAGUCCUACCAGGACCUUGUGCAGCGGGUGGAGCCAGUCAUCAUGGAGCUGGAGAGGCAGGAGAACGUGUUGGUUAUUUGCCACCAAGCCGUCAUGCGCUGCCUGCUGGCCUACUUCCUGGAUAAGAGUGCAGAUGAAAUGCCCUACCUGAAGUGUCCCCUCCACACGGUGCUCAAACUCACCCCAGUUGCUUAUGGAUGCAAAGUGGAGUCAAUCUCCCUGAAUGUGGAGGCAGUAAACACCCACAGAGAGCGACCAGAGGAGGUUAAGAGAGGUCCUGGCACCUUGAUCAGGAGAAACAGCGUGACUCCCCUAACCAGCCCAGAGUCCAACAUUAAGAAACCUCGCAUCGACGACCUGGAUGAGGCCCCCAUCCAGGAGUUGCCCCCCUCUGUUUCUGCGCUGGCCCUCUGCAGCCCAUCACACAUCCCCCUCACUCUGCCUGGACAGAACCUGAUGAGCUCACCUGGUCGCCAUGACAUCCUGCAGCCCUGCCAGUGAAACAUUAUCGACAUGUGGAUCAUUGAAGAGUCGGUGCAACAUCAAAGUUAAAUUAGUCUCCUCCAAAAUCGACCUUUUUUUUUUUUUUUUUUUUUUUUUUUUCCUCCUUAAAGCCCAGGACACAAGUUGCUGCACAUCUUACUGUUCAAAACACAGUUAUUGUAUUUAAUUGAUGUCUCAAUUUUUUUUUUUUUUUUUUUUCCUUUUGUCUGUGAUUGAAUCUGUGUUUUGAAAAAUAUUUUAUAGUUGCAGCUCUGAUGGAAACCAAUUUAUUGUGGUUUGCUUUGGAGAGACCAAAGACUGUUAUGCAGAGAACUUUUUUUUUUUUUUUUUUUUAAUUAUUAUUUAGUUUACAUUGUCAACUUUGUAGUAGUUGUACACUGUAUUUUCAUGUACUCAUGUUUUUCUAAGUUAUGUAAUUGAUUGGUUUGUAUGCUGACACUACACAAUGAGCAAUAUUUUGCACAGCAGCGAAACAUUUUGCUUCUGUUAGUUUGUUUUUCAUGUUACUGCACAGUAAUGAUGGAGGUGAUCUUUGCCGUAGAGUGCCUGUAGUGCUUGUUUUGCAAGCCUAAUGCUGCUUCUCGCCAUUUUUCUCCAGACUCGUUACUUGAGAGGCACCACAUUUCACCUAUUAACUCUAAAUGUCAUCUCAAUAUUUAAUUUCUCCAUUUAGUUUCAGUGCCACAGUGCACGCUGAUCAUUAGAGAUGUCUCUGAUGGGAAACGUUACUUCAAGUUUAUUUUCUUUUUGCUCUCAUUGUCUGCUACGCACAAAGUUAAGCACCUAUAUUUUUGUUAAAUUGCGUACUGUUAAUAAUAGCUCUGUAAAUCUUAGUGUACAUAUGGUACUUGCAUAUAAAUAUGGUGUAAGUGGCAUUGUAUGGGAGAUGACUUGGAACCCUUGUGGGAGACUUGAUGAAAAUGUGUGUAACUCUUUGUAAUACUGUGUUAUGACUGAAUGGAAAGUGUGACGCCUGUGCAGAAAACUGCUGUAACAGGCUUGCUUGAGAUACUUGAAAUGUUUUCUUUUUGUAAAAGUGUUUUGUUAUAUUCCUUAUUUAUAUUUAAGUAGUUGUGAAUAAGUAUUUGGAGGGAAAGAGACUCUGUUUUGAUAGAACUGUACAUGAUUAUAUUUUGUGCAGGUUUGUUUGUGUUUUUUUUUUUUUUUUUUUUCCCCCCCCCUCCCUUUUGUUGAACCAUUAAAUUCACUUCAUA